AUGUCACGACCUCUGCCGGCCUUACCUCCCACAAGUGCCGUACCGGCGUUGACCGUCGACGCUAAAUCGCAUCUGAAGAAUAUAAUACACUAUGCGAUUACUUGUCGUCAGCUGAGCGCUGCUUGGCUUCAUCCAGUGGAGAAUGCCGUCGGUCAGUUGGCGCAGUGGCUCGCUGAAUCAGACAUUUUGCACGACAUUCGCCAGUUUAGAGAAGCAUCUUUGUCUCCGAAGCAAGCAGAUCCGCCUGUCUCUGCAGCAGACGAGCUCAGCGCAUCGGCAGAUGCGUCAUUCAGUGGAAAUGGCACCCACCAGUCGAGGAUGAACAAACUCUACAAGUUGAUAAAAGAUGGAAAGAAGGGUCCAAAACACCUUCUUUUAACCGUCGCUCCUCCUCCACCUAAACACGUCUUGCUCACGGUGGCUGGCCCAAUCGGUCCGACCGUCGUUCAGGAUUCAGACUACGAGGUGAUACCCGAGUCUAUGGGUUGUCUCUUCAAACCGGGAGUAUUUCAGCUACCACUCUUUGAGGACGACACUGGAGCGCCUCGCGGCGAAGGUGGUCACAUCCUUACGGGUCUAGAACUACCGUCGAACGAAGAUGUGCAGAUUAUUGGAGGCAAUUUCCGCUUACAAGGCUUAACAAGCGUCAGCGAACACCAGAGACUGGUCGAAGUCCUCUCCAUUGGCACCUACACUAUCAUUUCUAUGAUACUCGAGCUCAUUGUACUGCGAGACUCUGGUGUUCGGCUCGUAUUUCCUCCAGAGCCCUCUCUCGAUAACCCCGUGGAGAUUUCGCAACCUUCCCCAUCUCCAAGUUCUCGAGGACGAACAAAAGCACGCGCUUCUCGUGCUAAAGAAGGACUAUGGUCAUAUAUUGCCAAGCAGUCGGAGAAUAUCUUUGGCCGCGUUCGAACGUUGUCUCAUGAUGGAUUCGUCACAUUACCCUUACCUCGGCAAAGUGGAGACUCGUCGUCAAUAUCAUCAGAGCCCCGCCUUCUACCCUUCACCGCCCUGCUGCAGGAUAUCAAGAAGGUGGAAUCCGUCCUAUCAACUACCCCAGGAGUUCACUUCCCUCCUCCUGCUCUUCUGAACGAGCUCGUGGAGAAAGAGACACGCACAGGUCGGUCAGAUUUGACUGCCAGUCAAAACACUGGACUCAGAAGCCUCCUUGGAUGGAGCGUGGACCACCAACUAACGGGACCAAAUGCGUUCCUAAGACACCAAUGCAUCACGACACUCUACUCUGAAUACGUCAAGACGCAGCCAGAGGCCUCUACGGAUGAAAGCGACACUGGGCAAGCAACAGACAAGCUUGUCCCUGUCAGCAAAGGCAUUGGAGAACUUAUCAAUACUACUCGCGAGAUAAAGAGGGAGAUGCUCCUCUGGGAGAGGUAG
This is a messenger RNA of Serendipita indica DSM 11827, 1395 nucleotides long. The record is from the annotation of a GenBank genome assembly. NCBI's taxonomy places the organism in Eukaryota, Fungi, Basidiomycota, Agaricomycetes, Sebacinales, Serendipitaceae.